Molecule: messenger RNA, 1704 nt
Organism: Zingiber officinale
Lineage: Eukaryota; Viridiplantae; Streptophyta; Magnoliopsida; Zingiberales; Zingiberaceae
Product: probable peptide/nitrate transporter At3g43790
Exons: 13
Coding region: 31-1521 (496 amino acids)
Biological process (GO): transmembrane transport
Molecular function (GO): transmembrane transporter activity
Source: RefSeq, a predicted model, not a curated record
ACUUAUAAAGAGUUGGAUGAUCGAGAACUCAUGCGCUUUGAUGUGAUAUUGUCUCAGGCAGAAAUGCCAGGGAACAGGGAACCAUUAUUGAACUCCAAGGUUUAUUUCUUCGAUGAUUGUCCAGGAUGCAAGCAAGACAGGAAGAAGGAAAGUAAUCCAGGGAUUCCCUACAAAGAGUUUUUCUAUGUGUGGAUAGUUACCCUCUGCACAGCUCUGCCAAUAUCAUCAUUGUUUCCCUUCUUGUACUUCAUGAUAAGAGACUUGCAUGUUGCAGAAAGAGAGGAAGAUAUUGGGUUCUACGCAGGUUUUGUUGGAGCUUCGUUUAUGGUUGGAAGAGCAUCUACUUCCAUGUUAUGGGGAAUAGUUGCUGACAAAUAUGGAAGAAAACCAGUUAUACUUAUCAGCAUCUUCUCUGUCGUCCUUUUCAACACACUCUUUGGUUUGAGUACAAGUUACUGGAUGGCUAUCAGUACAAGGUUACUACUUGGAUUACUAAAUGGUAUAAGUGGACCAAUAAAGGCUUAUUCUGUGGAAGUUUGUAGAGAAGAGCAUCAAUCUCUUGGAGUAUCUCUUGUAUCCACGGCAUGGGGCAUAGGCUUGAUCAUUGGCCCUGCUCUGGGAGGUUUUUUGGCUCAGCCUGCAGAAAAAUAUCCCAAAAUAUUCUCCCAAGGUUCUUUCUUUGCAAGGUUUCCUUACUGUUUGCCUUGUGCUCUUAUUUCACUUCUUGCACUUGGAGUUUUUAUAGCUUCUUUGUGGCUUCCAGAGACACUGCACAACCAUGAUCCGCAAACCAUGGCGGAUGUAGCAACUGAAGAUGUAGAAACAUCUAUAUGCAGCUCUGGCUUAAGAGGUGGACAUGGUGAAUUUGAGAAAAAUGAUGCUCCUUCAAAGAACUUACUCAAGAACUGGCCAUUGAUGUCAUCGAUCAUUGUUUAUUGUAUUUUUUCUCUUCAUGACAUGGCUUACAGUGAGAUAUUCUCAUUAUGGGCCGUUAGUGAUAAAAGCUAUGGAGGACUGAGCUUUUCAUCUCAAGAUGUUGGUGUGGUGCUUGCAAGUUCAGGUUUUGGUCUUCUAAUUUUCCAAGUUUUUCUUUAUCCUCCAAUUGAGAGGCUCCUCGGAUCCAUCAACUCGAUUCGUGUGGCUGCAGUUUUGUCUAUGCCUUUGCUUGCCGCUUAUCCAUUUAUGUCAAGUAUAUCAGGGCUUACACUCAAGGUCAUCGUGAAUUUCGCAUCUUUGCUGAAGAAUGUUCUUUCUAUGAUCAUCAUUACUAGCCUAUUCCUUCUGCAAAACAACUCGGUGCCUCGAGAACAAAGAGGAGCUGCAAAUGGGAUAUCUGUGACUGCAAUGUCCCUUUUCAAAGCAAUUGCUCCUGCAGCUGGGGGUGUCAUAUUUUCCUGGGCACAGAAACGCCAACAUGCCAUUUUAUUUCCUGGUGAUCAGAUUGUUUUCUUCAUUCUGAACCUGGUGGAAUUGACAGGCCUCCUCCUAUGCUUCAAGCCUUUCCUAACUCCUCCAAGAUAAAAUAGUACACAUGAGUAUUUGUAACCUCUUUUAAAUUAUUCAUCCUUCUGUAUGAAAGAAGGGUUAUCAUAAGAAUCGUUCUCCAUCCUCGUACAAUCACUCAUUUAUAUCCGUGUAUGUUCACUUGUAUGAGUGCGAUGUGAAUAUAAACAAUGAGAAAAUCAAUCAAAAUUACUCCACAAA